AUGCUGUCUGUCCUCGUCGAUCAAAAAGACAUUUGGUGUAUUACGUAUGCCGGAGAGGAUGGCCAGCCUGAACCCGAGAACGCCCGCUUGCAAAAAGAAAAACGUCGCGACAAUUUUCUCUCUCGCCCUUUCUAUUCCCCCCGCUUUCUCUCUUUCUUUCUUUCAUUCUUUCUUUCUUCGCAGUUUCUUUUUGUGGCUACUUUUCAUCACUCGUUUUGCUUUGAUUGUACUUUGCAAGGAGAGGAAAAGAAGAGGAUUGCUUUAAACGUGACUAGAAUAACAAAGGAUUCCUCUUACGAAUCCCUUGAUCUUUCUCUUUCUAAAUCUCUCUUUCUAUCUCUCUCUAACUCUCUUUUUAUCUCUCUCUUUCUAUGUCUCUCUUUAUAUCUCCGUCUUUCUAACUCUCUCUUUCUAUGUCUCUCCUUCUAUAUUUCUCUUACAAUCUAUCUCUUUGUAACUGCCUCUUUCUGUCUCUCUCUCUAUCUCUCUAUUUCUAUCUCUCUCUCUCUAUCUCUCUCUCUGUCUCUUUCUGACUCUCUUUUUCUCUCCUUUUGUCUCGGUAUUUCUACCUCUCUCUUUCUAACUCACUACUUCUAUCUCUCUUUUUUCUCUCUCUUUUUCUCUCUCUCUCUUUUUCUCUCUCUCUCUCUUUCUGUCUAUCUCUUUCUAUGUCUCUGUUUCUUUCUAUCUUUUUUUCUAUAUUUCUAUUUCUAUCUCUCUCCUUCUACCUCUCUCUUUUUUUUCUCUCUCUCUUUCUAUGUCUCUCUUUCUAUGACUCUCUCUCUUUCUAUGUCCCUCUUUCUAUCUCUUCCUUUUUAUCUAUCUAUGUCUUUCUAUCUCUCUAUUUCUUUCUCUCUAUUUCUAUCUCUCUAUUUCAAUCUCUCUAUUCCUAUCUCUCUAUUUUUUUCUCUCUAUUUCAAUCUCUCUAUUUCUAUCUCUCUCUUUCUAUCUCUCUUUUUCAAUCUCUCUAUUUCUAUCUCUCUCUUUCUAUCUCUCUAUUUCUAUCUCUCUAUGUCUAUCUCCCUUUUAAACUUUUAUCUUCCUAGCUUUCUCUUUCUAUCUCUAUCUAACACUCUCAUUCUCUCUCUCGCUGUUGAUCUCAAUCUCUACAUCUCCCUGUUUCCCUCUAUCUGUUUUUGUCUCUCUCUCCCACCCUCUCUUCUCUUCUUCUAUUCUUUAUUAUCUCUCUCUCUCUCUCUCUCUCUCUCUCAUUCUACUUAG
Acanthosepion pharaonis is the source of this 1221-nucleotide messenger RNA. Lineage: Eukaryota; Metazoa; Mollusca; Cephalopoda; Sepiida; Sepiidae. The record is from the annotation of a GenBank genome assembly.